Messenger RNA from Fusarium verticillioides 7600, 1686 nucleotides. RefSeq lists its product as hypothetical. Bases 641 to 1009 code for a protein of 122 amino acids. Lineage: Eukaryota; Fungi; Ascomycota; Sordariomycetes; Hypocreales; Nectriaceae. The transcript has a single exon. The record is from RefSeq and is a predicted model, not a curated record.
CAUCAUCAUCAUCACCGAAGAGUCACCCUCUGCAUAUUCCGCCUUUCUUACUAAACACGAACUCUCUCUCUUAUCAUGACUCAUCUUGCACCGUCAAUCAAUCAUUGAAACCAACAAAAGAACCUUGUCAGGUUCCCGAAUAUUGCAGUUACUCAAUCGGUCUCGUGGGGGCAGAAGAAUGAAACGUCACGUUCAAAUCGAGACAACCUCAACUUACACCACGCGCACUCUAUCAUCCACACUCGCACUCGCACACUCACACUAACCCUCACCCUCACACCCAUGAGGUAAUCAUCGAACAGCCCCUUCUGACCUUACCAUCACUCGCACACUAGCCUAUUGGGUGACCGGGACUCCUUCAUUCCGGUCGGCACGGCAUCUGGUCUUACCCGUCAGUCAGGUUCAAGUUCAGGCCCUUUCGCCGGCCAGCGCGGGCCCUCCCAAUCCCCUGGGACCUAAUUUCUGAGCAUCCAACUCCUCGAUAUACUAAGACUCGACGGGGGUUCUCGAUUCUCACUGAGAUCUCUGGUACCGCUUCUCAUUGGCCAGACCCCCAAGCAGCCAUCCUAAGCGCCCUGCUGUCAAUGACCAACGAGCUAAAAGAUCGAACCAUUGACGCGUCCGCUCCCAAGAAUCGCCAAUGUUACGCUUGUUCUAUCAAUGGAAACAUUUCGCGAUCGAAAAAGUCACAUUCCAAUCACAUCAUGAUGUCCGUCUGGUCUCGAAUUCUUACAAACAGCCGCAAUGGUACACCAACCUCACCCGCCGCAUGCAUAUACCCUGGUCGACUUUAAGCGCCUUAAAAAUAGAAACAACGCCGUUACUGGUCAAUUGGCGCGCUGUCGCUUCAUCUGACUGUUUUCGCUACGGUAGCUCGCUGCAUAGCCCCGGACAGGCUCCAAUUGAUCCAAUCACCAGGCUUAGACGGUACACUCACCACCACGAGGCAUUAUCCAGGGAAUCAGCCUUGCAACCUAGACCGGGCUCUUGUAUUACUGUUUCUACCUAAGACCUAAGACAUGAACCAUGUUUCUGCCGUCUCGGCUACCUCUGAGGCAUUACGGAUAUAGCUUUCCAGAUCCUUGCCUGCUGUUUUGUUUCUGCUUACUCCCCUGAGCCAUGUCUCGGGAAGGAUUGCAACGCCUGUCAGGUGUAUCAGAGAGUUCCCCUGGGCGUGGAAGCUCACGUUCCACCAAUACAGGUUGCAGCCUGUUCACGUUGAAGAUAUACACAAUCUAUCAACCCAACGCACGUCAAGCAAUUCUGGGUAUUUCUAAGAAUGGUUGCAUCUACGGAUCUGCAGCUUAUGUCUCGGCAGCUACUUUCGUCCCGGAAGCAAGCCGGUAGGCCAUGACUGGUAAACGAUGCAGAAUCGUGACAUUGCUAGAAACCCGCUGACGUUCAAUUGACUAAACGCAAACACCCUUUCUUUUUUCAACUUCGUCGACAGCCUUCGGCCAUUUGAAUAAGUCCCGCCGACGCCACUAAGACGUUGACAGCCUGCCGAUCCGUAUGGCGCACAUACCACAGUCACCGAUCUGCAUCCAUUGAGCCAUCACCUGCACCAGGCAUUAAAUCACAGCCAUCCGUCGCACAGGAUCAAUAAAACAGAGUUUGGAGGCUCUGUCCCUGAAUUGCCUAAUGUGGUAGAAUGUUUCGAUCCCUGUUCCCAGCCUCUUAGCCCCC